Messenger RNA from Nerophis ophidion (straightnose pipefish), 709 nucleotides. It is a transcript of the gene fam221a, whose product is annotated as family with sequence similarity 221 member A. The record is from RefSeq and is a predicted model, not a curated record. The transcript has 6 exons. Bases 1 to 666 code for a protein of 221 amino acids. Lineage: Eukaryota; Metazoa; Chordata; Actinopteri; Syngnathiformes; Syngnathidae.
AUGACGCCACAAAUGUUAGCGACGAUCGUGGGUGAUGACGACGGAGGAAAACUGUUCACGCCCGAGCAAUAUGAGGAGUACAAGAGGAAAGUACUCCCGCAGCGAGUACAAAACCGGCUGUAUGUGAGCUUUGGUGUACCAGGAGGUAUGGACUGCAAGCUGGUCGGCCCGGAGACGCCCUGCUUCUGUGCACAUAGGUACAAGGAGCAUAAAACGGAAUUUGAGGUGAUUCCCUCCGAAAAACCUUUGGUACUUCCGUGCCGUGCCAGGGGAUGUGCUUGCCCCGCCUACGAGUACGUCCCCCAUCUUGGGACUGUGCCUCUUCGCUGCCGCUGCAAACAUCUACCUGAGGAUCACGCUCCAGCUGCUGGGCAUUGCUGCAGAAAGUGCGACUGUUCUGGGUUCCGGAGCACGUACACGUGUGGAUGUGGCCAACCCACUUUCAAUCACCACACCUUGGUUGAGACGAAGUCAGAGAGGGAGGCACGGGGUCGCCCGGUGGGCUGGGAUGUCCCUUAUGCUGCGAUGGGCGGUCUGACAGGGUUCAGCUCCUUGUUGGAUGGCUACCUUGCUUUGGAGGCGAACGGGUCAUGUCUGGAGUCAGACGACGGCUGCCUGCAGUCAAGAAAAGCCUCCGGUUCUACAGGCGCCAAGAAGAGCGACUAAGUAACGAUCCAAUUAAUCAUCAACGAGACAAUAAAGAAUGUGC